Messenger RNA from Maniola jurtina (meadow brown), 2591 nucleotides. It is a transcript of the gene Cdc42, whose product is annotated as cdc42 homolog. The record is from RefSeq and is a predicted model, not a curated record. The coding region runs from base 237 to 812 and encodes 191 amino acids. The transcript is spliced from 5 exons. Gene Ontology annotation, molecular function: GTPase activity; GTP binding. Gene Ontology annotation, biological process: small GTPase-mediated signal transduction. NCBI's taxonomy places the organism in Eukaryota, Metazoa, Arthropoda, Insecta, Lepidoptera, Nymphalidae.
CGUCAAGGACUCUGCCUGACUCUGCCCGUUGCCACCUACUUUGCUUGUAAUUCGUAGGUUUUACACUGUAUUUCACUUCGUUGCAGUGCAAUCUGAAGCUUUAUUUUGUUUCUGUUUCUGUGAUAUAACAUACUAAAACAUCUGUAUGUGCUAUGAAAACUGAGUUUCAAGACUACAAAAAGUGAAGAAUAAUUAAUACCUUAAAAAAAAGAAAUUAAAGCAUAAAAAAUAACAAGAUGCAGACUAUAAAAUGUGUUGUGGUUGGUGACGGAGCGGUGGGCAAGACGUGCCUGCUGAUUAGUUAUACUACCAACAAGUUUCCUUCUGAGUAUGUGCCCACCGUUUUUGACAACUAUGCUGUAACUGUCAUGAUUGGAGGUGAACCAUACACACUAGGUCUCUUUGAUACUGCAGGUCAGGAAGAUUAUGACAGGCUGAGACCCCUAAGUUAUCCACAAACAGAUGUUUUCCUUGUAUGCUUCAGUGUGGUGAGCCCCAGUUCAUUCGAGAAUGUUAAGGAAAAGUGGGUACCAGAAAUCACUCAUCAUCAACAAAAGACACCAUUCCUGUUGGUGGGCACGCAGAUAGAUUUACGAGAUGACCCCGCCACUAUGGAGAAGUUAGCAAAGAUAAAGCAAAAGCCAGUGUCUCUGGAGCAAGGGGAGAAACUUGCAAAAGAGUUGAAAGCUGUCAAAUAUGUGGAAUGCUCAGCUCUUACUCAGAAAGGGCUGAAGAAUGUGUUUGAUGAAGCUAUCUUAGCAGCUUUGGAGCCUCCAGAGCCAGUCAAAAGAAGGAAAUGUGUUGUGUUGUAAUGUAAUGCAACAGCUCCCCAAUCAUGGCACACAGCCGGGCGAUCAUGAAACCCAUAUAAACUACCAUUUGUAAUGUUCAUCUUCUUUUUAUAAUCAUUACUAUUAAAUAUGCCAUAUAUUGAAUAACUAGCCAGGCUGUAAAGUAGUCUUGGGCCAAAUAAUCCUAUUUGGAUUUUUAAAAGAAGCAUCCCAGCACGCUCCCCAGGGCUUUCCAUUUAAACAUAGUUCGGCUCUUAUUUUAAUGAAAUUUUUAAAUAUGAUCCAGAAACUAAUAUCUGUCUUUGGUUUGCCGAAUUUCCAUAAAAAGUGCAGUUUUAAAGUUAACCAAACUCUUGUUUACGAACAGAAAUUUCAAUGAGUUUGAUUGUGGUUUGAUUUUAUAUUUAUUGAUAUUUAAAUGAAAUGAAAUGAUUUUUUUUAUUUGCAAAAAACAUUGUACAUAAGUAGGUGUUAACUUAAUUAUUUAUUAAAUAUAUUAAAUUUGUUUUAUUAAUUGACACGCAAAAAUUAUCACUUGUAUAAUGAUUUUAUUACUGAUCCAUUAAAAAUAGGUUGCUUUUUUACAGUUUCGAUAAUUGCAUUAAAUAUGCUCAAAGUACCUACAUUACAGGCAUACUGGAACACAUCGUUUUACAAUACCAUCGUUAUUUUAUCGUUUUAUCGUGAGUGAUUUCCAUUAUAAGUAUAGGUUGUACAUCUGUACGUAUUUAGUGGAUGUAAGCUUGACUAGUUUCGAAUCCAUCCGGUGUCCUUUUUCAGCCUCAACCGCAAUAUGCAGUGUGCUGAGUCUCUAUGAAAAAGGGGGGUAUGGGAUUGAAACUAUUCAGGCUUAUAUCAACUAGAUACGUGAGUGUAGCCCUAAGAACCUAUACCAUAAUCUCUAAUUUAUUUGUCUCAUUUUACCCCAUUUUUAAAAAAUGUACACAAAACUAAAAUAACAGAAAAAUUAGUUAUAUUAAUACCAUAAUUAUUAAUAAUCAAAAUAAAAUUUAAAGCUACAAAUAAGAGCCAAACUAUGUUUUCUUGGAGCUUGUAAGGAAUAAAUCCCUCUUAAUAAAAUGAAAUAUUUAUUAUGAAUAUUAAGUAACAUUUAAAGACCUAUUGUACGAGUUAUAAUAUCGAAAGUGGCAAAAUCGAUGCUCCUUUUUCUUUUUAAUGAAAUAUACAAAAGCACUACAAUUGAUACGUUUUAUCUAGAUUAAAAACUGUAUUAAAUUAAAAACGAUAUUUUGUAAUAUAGGUCUAUACAUAUAUAGGUUUAGAUUUUUUAAAUGUAACAUACAAAACAAUAAUUUAUCAUUUUGAUUUUAGUUUGGAUUUUGCUAUUUUUGAUAUUAUAUAAAUCAGUUAUUAAUAACAAUUUUAUAAGUCAUUUGUACCUAUAAUUAGCAUUAUAUAAAACCAUUUUGUACUUCAUGAUAUAUAUUAAAGUUGAUAGUUUAUGAAUUAAUUAUUAUUAACCAUGACUAUAUUCUUACAACAUGGAUAAUAUGCUUUUAAUAUGAAGACUUUAUUUACUAAUAUUUUCUGUCUGCAUACUUAUGAACUAAAUUAUGAAUAUUAUUAAGAGGCAAAUAAAUAUUUUAUAUAGUAAUCAACAAAUUGUAAUAUUUUCUAGUUGAAUGUUUUAGUCGCUGGAACAAUAUUUUUUAACUUACAACUGCUUUGCAUUUCAAUUAAGAAGACAAUUACUUUGUAACUUACAUUAUUGUGAAACUUUUACCACCAGCAAUUAAAUUCUUCUUUUGAUUAAAAUUUUAAUGUUUUUAUUUAUAUAUU